This is a messenger RNA of Blepharisma stoltei, 1978 nucleotides long. The record is from the annotation of a GenBank genome assembly. Lineage: Eukaryota; Ciliophora; Heterotrichea; Heterotrichida; Blepharismidae.
AUGCAAUUGUCUAAGACUUAUGAGCUAAAUCCCAGAGGCGAAAAAUCAUUUCCCUCUCUAAAGCGAUCUUCAAGCAACCCAAAGCAGCGCCCUGAUAUUGACUUAAUUGCUCCUCCAGUAAACAAAGAAUACCGUGAGCUUGAGCUAAUGAUGCAAAACAAGAAUCGAGAAAUCGCAAAGCUCGAAAAUAUGAACAAGCAGCUUGUCAUGGGCCAACAAAAGCGAGACGAAAUUAUCGCUUCUGCACUAGAAGAAAAUCGAAAAUUAAAAGAAAACAUCAGAUGAUAUCAACGUCUGUUAAAUCAAACCAAGAAACAAAUGAAAGCAGCCGAGAUUUCUAUGCCUUCAAAAUCCAAACAGAAUUAUCAAGAUUACCAACCAAAGCAAGAAAAGCGCUCAGAGAGGAAAAACACUCACAAUUUAAUUCAGCAGACCACAAAUUAUAUGGAAAGCGAAGAUAAUAUUGCAAAAAGGAAAAUCAUUGAUAAUUUAUUAGAUGAUUAUGAUAUAGAGUUUUCCCUUGAAUUAUUUAAAAAAUAUAUAAGAAUUUUACAUUUGGCAAUUAUAGGGGAGAAUUGUAUACUUUUUCAGAAAAAUUAAAUGCGAUGGAUAAUUCAACUAGAAAUGAAAUUUUUGCUUAUAUAAAAGACCAAAAAAAAGAAUACGAAAAAUUGCUAGGAUUGACUAUGAGAUUGAAAAAGCUCAUAUCUGGGUCUCAUCAAGUUUCAAUUUCUUUAGUUUUAGAUGAAGCAAUAGAGACAUUGGUACAUGAAACCUGCGAAAAUUUAAUUUGUGAUAGAGCUAGUGUGUUUUUAGUUGACGAACUUAAUGGAGAAUUAUGAACAAAAGCUGCAAAAGGGACUAAUAAAACUAUUAGAAUUCCAAUGGAUAAAGGAAUAGUGGGAUACGUAGCUAUGAGCGGAAACAAGCUAAAUAUUGAAGACGCUUAUAAAGACAGCAGAUUUAAUAAAGCAGUCGACAUACAAACCUCGUAUCGCACAAAGACUAUCCUUGCAAUUCCUAUUAAGGAUCCUUCAGGGAAUAUUAUAGGUGUAGCAGAAGCUAUAAAUAAAGUUGACGGGAUUUUUACACCAGAUGACGAAGCUCUUUUUGAGCUCCUCUCAGCUCAGGCAGGAAUUAUGCUAACUACUCCAAAGUCAGAGAAUUAAAUUAUAGGAAAAAUUUUGGAGAAAUUAGUUUAUCUAUAAGCAAGAAAAAUAUUUUUCAAUAUAAAAUUAUCUUUUAUAAAUAUGAAUUAUUGCUAUAUAAUUUUAUUUAAUAUAAAACAGCCAUAAAUUUUAUAAACAAACAUAUAUUUUUACUGCACAGUCCUAAAAAAAGUUAUAAUGAAUUUUAAAAGAAAAUUCAUUAGCUCUCAAAGGUAAUCGAAUUAAGAAACUCUAUGAGAAAUGAAAUUUCUAUGCUAAUGCUCCACAAAAUGCGGUUGGUAUUAGAAACUUGUAUAUUAAUAACUGAGGCAAAUGAAAUUGUAAAAGUCAUGGAAAUUUCUGAAGAAAGGUCAAAGGACCUUAUGGGCACCGAUGUCUCCAAAAUAUACAUGGUAAAAGAUGGGAAUUUGAUUAGAUAUGCAAAUGGGGAAGAAGAAAAAUUUAGCUGUAAUAUCGGGCUUGUAGGAAAAUGCGCAAAAGAAAAAGUCAUAUUAAAUAUCCCUGAUGCAUAUAAUGAUCCAAGCUAUAAUGGAAUUGUAGAUAUUGAUUCAACGCUGCCUGUGCUUUGCUUUCCUAUAUUAAAUCAUGAAGGAGACGCUAUAGCAGUUUUAGAAAUUUUAAAUAAUAGAGGGUGUUUUAUUUUUUUUAAAUUAAUUUUAUUAAUUAAAUUAAUUUUUUAUUUAAAAAAAAACAAUAGAGGGGUUUAUGGCAGAGCUUCAUCAAAUAGAGCAAAGCUUAAUCAAGUGGACAAUGAGAUUUUCCAGUAUUUUGAGAAGAUUUUAGCUUUAAAUUUAAAUCGAUUCUCUUAA